GUAAAUCUACAUUUAUCAGUAGUUCCGAACGUCAAAGCAGUGCUAGCGCCGAUAGAAAAGGUGAUGGGCGAUUGAGAAGACGACCGGAUAUAAUGUUUGUAAUGAAACGUGGUAAAAAAAAUUACGAACUUUUAUAUGCCGAAUGUUCACGUUUGACUUGUACAACACGAAAAGAAAAGAAUGAUGGAGUAAAGUUGUGGCGUGAAACUAAUGAUGGUAUGUAUUGGACUCGUAAGAGUUGUAAGCCUGAUAAGGAUGAAUUCGGUAUUAUUGGUGUACAAGUGGCAGGAAAGAAAUUACGUCUAAGUAUUCUUAUUAGGGAUAUGAGUGAGGUGCAUCGUCAUUAUCAUCUCCAUGAAUCAGAAAUACCAAUUCAACAAUCAGCCCCUUCCAUCGUUACAAAAUUUGUAGAAACCUUGCUAAUAUUACGAAAUAUUUUAAUCGUCAAUAUGACCUUACUCCAUAAUGCAUCUUUACCCAAAUCAGGUAGACUUGUAGAAGAUAGCUCAACUAUCGAUUCUGACAAUUAG
Molecule: messenger RNA, 530 nt
Organism: Ambispora leptoticha
Lineage: Eukaryota; Fungi; Glomeromycota; Glomeromycetes; Archaeosporales; Ambisporaceae
Source: the annotation of a GenBank genome assembly